AUGGGGAUGGCUCCAGGGCUUCACAUCCCAUCAGGAUCUGCCCAAGUGCCCCCUUUUCCUCCUUCCCUUCAGGGAUGCAGCCGGCUCCGGGAGCUCUCCAUCCGCCUGUUCCGGGUCCUGCUGCAGUCGGUGCUUGGUGGUGACAGGAGGAGGAUGAGGAGCAAAAUCUGGGAUCUGCUGCUCCCGCUCUUCUUCCACAUGAGCGACCAAAGCUGCAGCGUGGCCGAGGCUUCCUGGGAAGCUCUCCUUGCUGCGGCGACGCUCCUGGGAUGGGAAGAGCUCCGGUGCCUAUUGGAGAUGAGGCAGACGUGGAGGGUUGCAGAGUGCUUGGUAUGGGUCCUGCAUCCGUCCCUAUUCCCAUUGGAACCCCUUGCACCGCUCUGCUCAUUCCACAUGCGGAUGGGAAAGGGAGCGUUGGGACUGCUCCAGCCAAUGGGGGCGUUCUGUAGCAUCCCAUUCCUUCUGCAGCUGGAGCGGAGCAGGAAGAGGGCUCAGGGAUACCUGGACCAGAGCCUGCGGUACCUGCAGGAUGCUCAGGUCCCCUUGCAAGAGGCAGCCGUCAGGUUCAUUGGAUUGGCUGCACGGCCCCUAAGAGGGAAAAGCCCAAGGAAGCUGGAGCAGAUCUGCAGAGGUGAGGAGGGAGCAGGGGCUGGGGGGAUGCUGGGGGCUACGGAGGGGCUCAUCCCAGUCUUUUUGGAUCACAGCCCUGGAAGCACUUCUGGAUGAGGAUGAUCCCGGCCUCCGUUCCCUGACAGCACAGACCCUGCUCAUCCUCAGGAGCAGACCGAAGC
Molecule: messenger RNA, 791 nt
Organism: Pezoporus occidentalis (night parrot)
Lineage: Eukaryota; Metazoa; Chordata; Aves; Psittaciformes; Psittacidae
Exons: 3
Coding region: 1-726 (241 amino acids)
Cellular component (GO): cytoplasm
Source: RefSeq, a predicted model, not a curated record